Messenger RNA from Bactrocera tryoni, 538 nucleotides. RefSeq names its product AT-rich binding protein-like. The record is from RefSeq and is a predicted model, not a curated record. Lineage: Eukaryota; Metazoa; Arthropoda; Insecta; Diptera; Tephritidae. The coding region runs from base 137 to 538 and encodes 133 amino acids. The transcript has a single exon.
GUUAAUUUAACACUCAACCGAAAUAAUAAAUAAACAUACCCUGUAAUAAUUGAUUUCUUCUAAAAAUUUAACGAAUUUCCUCAAAUCAUCAAAAAAUUAUCACUUACACACACGAACUACCAACAACGACCACAAAAUGUCCCGUGAAAACUCGCCACGCCACAGCAUACGGCGGCGUCAUAAUCAACAUCUGCAACAACAACAGCAACAGCAGCAGCAACUGCCACAUAGUUUACAGCAAAUAGCAACCACACAGCAGCAGCCGCCCAUAAUGGAGCAUGUGGAGCAACAACAACAAGUGGCGCAUGCCGUUAGCGCUGCUGGCGCGGGCGCAGCGGUCAGUGGCAGCGGUGGCGGUGCUGGCGGCGCCGCACCCAUGUCCAGCUCCACCUCGAACAUCAGCACCGCCAUCGAUGAGGGCAAUGGCAACGGUGAGCAUGCCACGUUGCCGCCACUCACCGGACCCGGCCCGAGUAGGCAGCGCUCUCUGCGCGACCGCCUCAAAGACGGCAUCACUGGCAGCUUCUCAUGGCAGUAA